CAAGCUCCAAAUGGUCUAAAGCACUACAAAGAAAUGCUACAAAAAGUAUACCAUCAUCUUCCCGUAAAUAAAACAAGAUUGAAAGCGCGCGAGCCGGAGGCUGAGAUGGAGCAAUCGAGGAUGGAGAACAAGGAAACCGUCGGAUUAGGCUUGUCGGCGAAGGAGGCUUUCGAGAAGCUUGAGAAAGUGGGAGAAGGAUCUUACGGGAAAGUUUACAGAGCGAGAGAGAGGGCGACUGGGAGGAUAGUGGCUCUGAAGAAGACCAAGCUUCCGCAGGACAAAGAAGGUGUCCCUCCCACCACUCUCCGCGAGAUUUCUCUCUUGCGAAUGCUCUCCAGAGAUUCGCAUAUCGUCAAAUUGAUCGAUGUCAAACAAGCACUAAAUAGGGAAGGAAAGACGAAUCUCUAUUUGGUGUUUGAGUACAUGGAUAUGGACCUCUAUAAAUUUAUCCGCAGCUUCAGUAAGACUGGAGAAAAUAUCCCUCCCAAAACUGUUAAGAGUUUGCUUUACCAGCUUUGCAAGGGAGUUGCUUUUUGCCAUGGACAUGGUGUUUUGCACAGAGACCUGAAGCCCCAGAAUCUUUUGAUGGACUGUAAGACAUCAAUGCUUAAAAUUGCCGAUCUUGGACUUGCCCGAGGCUUCACUUUGCCUAUCAAGAAGUACACGCAGAAGAUAUCGACCCUUUGGUACAAGGCUCCUGAGGUUCUUCUGGGUGCUAGUCAUUACUCCACAGCUUUGGACAUGUGGUCUGUUGGUUGCAUAUUUGGGGAGCUAAUAACACAGCACGCUCUCUUCGCUGGAGAUUCUGAGUUGCGACAGCUGCUGGACAUUUUCAGAUUGUUCGGUACACCAAAUGAAGAUGUAUGGCCAGGAGUGAGCCAGUUGAUGAACUGGCAUGAAUAUCCACAAUGGAAACCCCAACCACUUUCAUCUGUUGUCCCCAAUCUGGAUGAAGACGGCCUUAACUUGCUAGCUGAGAUGCUGCAUUAUGAACCAUCAAGAAGGAUUUCUGCAAAGAAAGCUAUGGAACAUCCAUAUUUUGACGAUCUAGACAACAAGUCGGGUCUUUAGGGUUAAACAACAAGCAUGUUAAGUGUUCUACUAGAGAAGAAAAUAGUAAGAAACUAGUUAAGCAUCCAUUAAUUUUGUCUUAUGAGCCCUGUAAAACAUCAAAAUUGCUCAUGCAUAUUGUGUAAGUAAAGUUUGUCAAUAAAUUGUGGUGUUUAGAAUAGAAUUGUUUUGAGCAACUCAAAUUUAAAAGUGCGAAUAAGAAUCUGCCAGUGAGUAAACAUGGUUGUACUACUGAAUAUUUAAUUGUCUAGUGGGUAUACUAAAAACUUAGGACUAAGGUU
Cuscuta europaea is the source of this 1352-nucleotide messenger RNA. NCBI's taxonomy places the organism in Eukaryota, Viridiplantae, Streptophyta, Magnoliopsida, Solanales, Convolvulaceae. The record is from the annotation of a GenBank genome assembly.